UUACAUUUAAAUAUGGCUUCCUUCUUCCGCUAGUUCUGCUGCAUGUUCUGCUAGAUUCGCCCGUGUCAAAUUUAAUUGGAUCAUUCGUGAACGGUAAUACGUAGCCAUGUCUUCAAACAACUCCAAUGACCCCAAAAGGCCAGACAAAAUAGUCAGGUACAAAAUACCAGCUGCAGGAGGGUCGCCGGGCGAUGACCCAACGCCCGAUUACAUGAAUGUUCUGUCGAUGAUCUUCAGCAUGUGUGGCCUUAUGCUUAAGCUCAAGUGGUGUGCCUGGGUUGCCCUCUACUGUUCCAGCAUCAGCUUCGCCAAUUCUCGGGUUAACGAUGAUACCAAACAGAUCCUGAGCAGCUUCAUGCUUUCAAUCUCAGCCGUGGUCAUGACAUACCUUCAAAAUCCCCAACCAAUGACUCUACCAUGGUCAUCGUGACGAAAGUUUAUUCCAUUCAACAAACAAUAAAUACAUAGAAAACAAA
Molecule: messenger RNA, 476 nt
Organism: Ornithodoros turicata
Lineage: Eukaryota; Metazoa; Arthropoda; Arachnida; Ixodida; Argasidae
Product: PAT complex subunit Asterix-like
Exons: 4
Coding region: 107-430 (107 amino acids)
Biological process (GO): protein insertion into ER membrane
Cellular component (GO): endoplasmic reticulum membrane
Molecular function (GO): protein folding chaperone
Source: RefSeq, a predicted model, not a curated record